AAGGAUGUCGUCUUCUCAAUCACGAGCGGCCCACUCAUCUUGGCCUCAUCUCACGAUGGAUUCAAUUGUAUGUCAAACGCUUCUUUUCUCUUUGCUCUUUCUAGCGUAUGGAGCGGACAAAGUGUUAGCGCAAGAUACGAACGCCACCUGUCUCCCCAGCUUUAACUGGGCGUUGAAUAGUGCCAAAGAAAACCCGUGUAAGGUUGCGUCAGAACUCCAAGCAGUGUGUGACGGGGGAUCGAUUGUGGUCUCCCUCCCGCCGGGAUAUCACUAUAUUGGUCCGGUGAAGGGUAGCGAGACAAAUGCUCCAAACUAUUGCGCUUGCACCUCCAUUGUGUACGAGCUAAUGUCGGCGUGUGGGGCAUGCCAGAACCGGACAUUCAUAUCGUAUCCGGCUUGGACGAUCGACUGCACCAAUAUCUCGACCACGGAGGGUGAGUACAACCCGUCAUUGAUUCCUAGUGGCACUCUUGUGCCCCGCUGGGCUUAUCUUAAGCCUUCCAGCUACGGUGGACUAUUCAACAUAGAAAUUGCGAUGCAAAUUGGCGACGCACCCGAAAGUUCGCGGUCAUUGUCAUUGAACACGACAUCUUCCACCACCACCACAACCCCCACGCUGACUCUAUCGGGAGGCACAGAUCUGACAACAACAACCUUCCCUACUUCUACGGUCAACACCUCUACGACCCAACAUUUCUCCACUCCCACUCCCACUCCUACUUCUCGAGGUGGCAGUAGAGGCAGAAGCUCGAACACCGGCGCGUUCAUGAGAGGUGUGGUUGGGGGGUUGGUUGGCCUUGCUCUGGUCACAGUUAUGUGACGGAACCAAGUGCGGACUCAUGCGAUACGGGAUCUCAGCCGCGAAUGCGCAAUUCGUCGCGUGUCUAGAACCCCCCAUCCCAACCCUAGGAGGAAUAAAGUGACCAUCCCGAGGCUUGAUCGUUUCAUUCUUCUGUAGUAUUUAGAAUUUUUGGAAGUGGCGCAAUCAUGGCUCAGUUUGUAUUCCCUGAUUGUCCACCACUUUUUAGCGUUUCCAUCAUUUUCAUCAUGCUCCUACUCGUUUCGGAAUUUGAUUGUGUAGCAAGUCGUGACACAGGUCUUGCUAGAGUAGGGACUAUUUUUUAUAAAGUUGUUGAGAUUCAACACUGUAUAGCUAGGUACCUGUUUGGCGCUUCGCUUGGAUUAGCGAUGCAGUAACAUGUUCUAGCAUAACACACUAUUACUGUUGCUGGUAACACGGAC
Cantharellus anzutake is the source of this 1242-nucleotide messenger RNA. RefSeq lists its product as uncharacterized. The transcript is spliced from 10 exons. Lineage: Eukaryota; Fungi; Basidiomycota; Agaricomycetes; Cantharellales; Hydnaceae. The record is from RefSeq and is a predicted model, not a curated record. Bases 5 to 820 code for a protein of 271 amino acids.